UUUUCUCUCUCAUUAGGAGAAAGCAUGAAGCUUCUUAUUCUGGUAGCGCUGUUUGGCCUGAGCCUUGCUCAGCACAACCCCAAUCUCAGAAGUGGAAGGACAUCCAUCGUCCACCUGUUUGAAUGGCGGUGGGCUGACAUUGCUGCAGAGUGUGAGCGCUUCUUGGGUCCUAAAGGCUUUGGUGGUGUUCAGAUUUCUCCUCCCAAUGAGCACAUUGUUCUGAACAAUCCCUGGAGGCCCUGGUGGCAGAGAUACCAGCCAAUUAGUUACAACCUGUGUUCAAGAUCUGGCAGUGAGGCUGAACUGAGGGACAUGAUCACCAGAUGCAACAAUGUUGGGGUCAACAUUUAUGUGGACGCUGUCAUCAACCACAUGUGUGGAUCUGGCGGUGGAGAGGGUACCCAUUCUUCCUGUGGCAGCUGGUUCAGUGCGUCCAAAAAGGACUUCCCCAGUGUUCCCUACUCCUCUUGGGACUUCAAUGACAAUAAAUGCAGGACUGGUAGUGGUGAAAUUGAAAACUAUGGUGAUCCAUAUCAGGUGCGUGACUGUCGUCUGGUUGGUUUGCUCGAUCUUGCUCUUGAGAAAGAUUAUGUUAGGGGAAAGGUGGCUGAGUAUAUGAACAAACUGAUCGACAUGGGUGUGGCUGGAUUCAGAGUGGACGCUGUCAAGCACAUGUGGCCUGGUGACCUGGAUAACAUUUUCCGUCGUCUUAAAAACCUUAACACCAAGUGGUUUGCCAGUGGCUCCAGACCCUUUAUCGUCCAGGAGGUAAUUGAUCUAGGAGGAGAGGCCAUCUCAGCUAAGGAAUAUUUCAAUCUUGGAAGAGUGACUGAGUUUAAAUAUAGUGCCAAACUGGGAACUGUCUUCAGGAAAUGGAAUGGCGAGAAGCUUUGUUACACCAAGAACUGGGGAGAAGGUUGGGGCUUUAUGCCAAAUGGCAAUGCUCUUGUCUUUGUUGACAACCACGACAACCAGAGAGGUCAUGGUGCUGGUGGUGCAUCCAUCAUUACCUUCUGGGAUGCCAAACUCCACAAGAUGGCUGUGGGCUAUAUGCUGGCUCAUCCUUAUGGACAAACCAGGGUCAUGUCUAGCUUCCGCUGGAACCGCAACAUUGUGAAUGGAAAGGAUCAGAAUGACUGGAUGGGUCCUCCCAGUUACAGUGAUGGAUCCACUAAGCCUGUUCCUAUCAACGCUGACCAGACCUGUGGAGACGGAUGGGUUUGUGAGCACAGAUGGCGCCAAAUCACGAACAUGGUAAUUUUCCGUAAUGUGGUCAACGGACAGCCUUUUGCCAACUGGUGGGACAAUCAAAGCAACCAGGUUGCCUUCGGACGUGGCAACCGUGGUUUCAUCGUUUUUAACAAUGACGACUGGGCCUUAGAUGUAACCCUCAACACUGGUUUGUCUGGUGGAACCUACUGUGAUGUUAUUUCGGGCCAGAAAGAAGGAUCUAGAUGUACCGGAAAGCAGGUCAAUGUUGGAAGUGAUGGCCGUGCCCACUUCUACAUCAGCAAUACAGAGGAAGAUCCUUUUAUUGCUAUUCAUGCUAAUUCCAAGCUGUAAACUGUUAACUCAAAAUA
Messenger RNA from Cyprinodon variegatus (sheepshead minnow), 1580 nucleotides. RefSeq names its product pancreatic alpha-amylase-like. Lineage: Eukaryota; Metazoa; Chordata; Actinopteri; Cyprinodontiformes; Cyprinodontidae. The record is from RefSeq and is a predicted model, not a curated record. Bases 25 to 1563 code for a protein of 512 amino acids. Gene Ontology annotation, biological process: carbohydrate metabolic process. The transcript has 9 exons. Gene Ontology annotation, molecular function: cation binding; alpha-amylase activity.